This is a messenger RNA of Brenthis ino (lesser marbled fritillary), 1524 nucleotides long. The record is from the annotation of a GenBank genome assembly. Lineage: Eukaryota; Metazoa; Arthropoda; Insecta; Lepidoptera; Nymphalidae.
AUGAGUCGUAGACGAGCUCAUGAAGAAGAAGAUGGAUAUGAGCGCCUUCACAGAAAAAGACGUCGUGUAUCGGAAAAUCAAGAAAUUGAGGAUAGACUAGAAUCACUUAUUUUAAGAGUUGGAGAGAAAAGUACCUCAAGCUUGGAGAGUAAUUUAGAGGGCUUAGCAAGUGUACUGGAAGCAGAUUUGAGUACAUUUCGAGUUAAAAUUUUACGUAUUCUUACAGACUGCGCUAUACGCAUGCCAGAGAAAUGUACAAUAUAUGCUACACUAGUUGGAUUGUUAAACGCUAAAAAUUACAAUUUUGGUGGAGAAUUUGUUGAUUACAUUGUUAAAACAUUUAAGGAAAAUUUAAAAACUGGAAAAUGGAAUGCUGCUCGUUAUUGUUUGAGAUUUAUAUCUGAUUUAGUGAAUUGCCAUGUUCUAGCAGCAUCAUCUUUACUAACCUUAUUAGAAACAUUAGUAGAUUGUGCUAAUGAGGAUGCUGUUCCUCAGGUAAGAAGGGAUUGGUUUGUAUUUGCUGUUUUAUCAACUUUGCCAUGGGUGGGAAGAGAACUGUAUGAAAAGAAAGAAUCACAAUUAGAUCACUUACUUGUAACAAUUGAAGUAUUUUUGAACAAGCGCAGUAAGAAGCAUUGGCCAGCAUUGAAAGUAUGGUCAGCAGACUCCCCACAUUUACAAGAGGAAUAUCUUGAUUGUCUUUGGGCACAGAUUAAAAAACUAAGGCAAGACAAUUGGUCAGAAAAACAUAUACCAAGGCCUUACCUUGCUUUUGACUCUAUAUUGUGUGAAGCUUUACAACAUACAUUGCCAGCUAUACAGCCUCCACCUCACAAUGAUGGUGAUACCUAUCCAAUGCCAAGAGUUAUAUUCCGAAUGUUUGAUUACACUGACUGCCCUGAUGGCCCUGUUUUACCUGGAGCCCACUCUAUAGAAAGAUUCCUCAUUGAAGAACAUCUACAUACCAUAAUAGAAGCUUAUCACUUGGAAAGAAAGGAAUGUGCUGCCCAGUUGUUAAGCUUUCCAUAUAAAGGAAAAAUUCCAUUAGAGUAUUGUGUUGUAGAAGUUAUUUUUGCUGAGUUAUUCAAUUUACCAACUCCAAGGUAUCUAGAAAUAUGCUAUGGAUCUAUUCUUAUUGAACUGUGUAAGCUCAAUCCAUCAACUAUGCCUCAAGUAUUGGCUCAAGCAACUGAGAUUCUGUUUAUGAGAAUUGAUACUAUGAAUAUUGCUUGUUUUGACAGAUUGGUGAACUGGUUCUCAUAUCAUUUAAGUAAUUUCCAGUACAGAUGGUCUUGGGAGGAUUGGGAAGCAUGUGCCCAGUUAGAUGUAGAACAUCCUAAGCCUAGGUUUAUAAGAGAAGUGCUUGGGAAGUGUUUGAGGUUAUCAUAUCAUCAAAGGAUUAAGGAUAUGACACCAGAAUCAUUAUCUGCAUUUGUGCCUCUGAAGCCCGAGCCUAUUUACAAAUACUCUAUGGAAGGUGCAGCAAGAGCAGCUGCUAUUGUGGCAAGACAGAGUAGAAAUUCU